This is a messenger RNA of Aspergillus oryzae RIB40, 1809 nucleotides long. RefSeq lists its product as uncharacterized. The transcript has a single exon. Lineage: Eukaryota; Fungi; Ascomycota; Eurotiomycetes; Eurotiales; Aspergillaceae. The record is from RefSeq and is a predicted model, not a curated record. The coding region runs from base 1 to 1809 and encodes 602 amino acids.
AUGCAGCUGCACUUUUGUGCAACAUAUGCCCCAAAAAAACCCAAAUUCAGUGAUGUGUCCCAUUUAUUGACUCACGUUUCAUCCAAGGCUCAUCUUUCUCAUUACUUCAAAUUACAAGUCCGCAGUCAUCAAGAACCCCAGGCCGUUAUCCUCCUUGACGAGUACGACCGAUGGUACAAGGCCAACAAUCUUGCGAAGUUGCUCUCUGACCGAUUAGCCUCAAAAGAUGCUCGCAGGAAAAGGAUCCAAGGAAAGGCUGCACCUCAUGACAAGAGGUGUCCUGUAAAGGAAGAUCAUGGGUACAAAAGUCCUCCAGUGCCGGUACGCUCGCCACAUGACAACGCGCUUCCUGAUUACUUAGAUCCACGCCUUGUUACAUCAGGUGUGAAUAUGGAGCAUGAUACUAGCGACAGAGGCACGCCCGUCUCUGCGGACUGCGUCGCUGCGGUUGCUUCUCCAAAGCUUGGUAUGCAUGCAAACGCAGAGUCGAGCCAUCUAUUGCACCCUACGUCUGGUGCUCAAAUCCCCACAGAAGCCGCUGCCUACCAGUGGAAGCAAGAGCGUGUGUUCAGUCCAGACGAUGAGGGAGCCUCCGUCUUGGAAUGCACUCCUAGUUGGUCUAAAACGCUGGGACACACAGCGCAAAUGGCCUCGCAGUUACUAAAUCGGCAUCUAAGUUACGAUACCUUUGUUGACGACGCUGAGAGCGAAGUGGAUAAGGAAAGGGUGGAUGAGAUUGCCAGACUCAAAGGGGUUCUUUGGCCUGGAAUGGAUAUUUUCGACUCGGCCACCGAGCAAAUGAGGCGCAAACGCAAUCAGAAGAAGGAUGAAAGUGCUCUUAGGAUGAUGGAGAAGACGUCCAUGGGCGUCGAGCCUACAGAACUCAUAUUUUCUCCUACAGGAAUUUUACGAAAACAGCGUGUGAUCUCUGGAAAUGUAGAGGAAUGCAGUCCUCUGAAGGGGGAAACACCCAUACCAAGGCGGAGAUCAACUCGUUCGAAACGUGCUCUCUCUCAAACCGACGCUAACCUUCAACGUGGACGGGACAGGAAGCGAAAGAAGAAAGCAGUUAAACGUGUCCCGAUCACUGCUGGGCAGGAUUUUGACCAUGGAGAUUCCAAUUUCACGCGGCCCACCUCGACAGAAGUGCCAACUUAUGGUGGUAAUCAAGUAGUUCAUGGAGAGAGUGCCGAUGACUUCGCUUUGACAUUCAAUGGGCAUGAGCCUAGGGCGCGCCAUGGGCUGAAGAUCUUUUGUGACACACCAAACGAAAAUAUUCCAGACCAACAUUGUGGUGAUGGGUUGCAACACGGUCUAGUUGCACCUUCUGAUGCACUCUUCCUGCAACAAGAAGCUAUGGCCACUCGCACUCCUAACUCGGUACUUUCCAGCAAUUAUAUCUCAGAAUUUGCAGAGAGGCUUUGUCGUUUUACCACGGACAAAGAGAAUAUCGAACCGCUGUUAGAUGCUCACGGCCGAAUCGAUCCUCUUGUGGGUUGGCACUCUCCCGUCAUCAAGCGACAUCUAGCCAGUGAUACUGGUUAUCCACCACAGUUUCUUUUCGGCGAUAGCCAACGCAUCGAGCUAAACAUGUUUGAUGGGCAUGAUAGUCAUGUAGGAUAUUCUUAUAAUCCGCUAGCAGCCUCAUUUCCAAAAUUGUCAGCUGAAGAGAAUCCUAUAUACACCAUGGACACCAGCAACGGCCUCUCUUUUCAGGGUGCGACGCGCGUAACGUCCCCUGAGGCGACAAUUUCUGAUAUCGAAGAAGAUGAUUUUGAGCGACUAUAUUUGGAUGGGAGCUCCUCCUAG